UAGCUCUCUAGCUAGCUUAGCUUUAGCUCUGUGCAUGUGGCCGUGGCUGUAGCGUCGAUCAACGGUAUGGUAUCGUUUUGCCCGCCAAGACUCCCGGGCGCGGAAUCUAGCUAAGUACGGUCCUUGGCCUGGCGGCCUGCCUAUAGCCCGGGCGUAACACUAACACACUCGACUCGAGAUUAGAUUGUGGAUCAUCACGGCUUUCGUAAACAUUCUUCGUAAACGGCUUUCGUGAACAAUAUACAGACUUUCAUAAGCGAUGUCUUUAAAAUACCAAAAGGGAAAUGUGCUCCGUUGCACUUUGAAAAAGCCUGUUGAUUUAUAUGCCAAGACUUCGGAUGGUAAAGACAAACUAGGCCCAAGUUUUUGUGCCUGUGGUGUGUCUGUUGUGGAUAUAACCUUUCCCAACUUUGAAUUUGUCGAUAUUGGAGAUAUUACAUUCAAGAAUAACUACACUGGGUUCAUGUCGAUGAAGCUAAGGCGGAAUAAAGAUGAAAACCAAGGUGAGUGUAAAUGGUUAACAUGUAUCAAACCAACCCAGCUGAUGCCUGAUGUACAUUGUGAUAUCUCUUCUCAGGAUUACUUCACAUUUACAAGAGAUCAGAUGCUGGUUUCACCUGACAAGGUUACGGCACUUCGUCUGAUCCUGCAGCAGCCGUCUCCAGUCUGGGCCAGCUUCGGGGUCGACAAUGUGGUAAUCACAGAAUAUAAUGAAGAGAGAGUGACGGUUCCUCCAAUGGUAGAAUGGUUGGAAAAGCAUCAGUAUAAAUUGGCUCAGUCACCUCGACCUGGCUCUAAGAGUUUAUUGCCCGUUGAUGAGAUUGCAGCAGGAGUACAGAGGCUUUGGGCUCUGACAGCUAAGGUACAGGAGCAGCAGACAGAGAGUGCUCUAGGAAGAUUUGAUGUUGAUGGUAGCUAUGAAGUCAAUCUCUUGUCCUAUACCUGAAGCACCCUUCUCACUCAGUAUGACAAUGAUGAUCAAGGGAUAGAUUACUAGAGCCAGGAUGAUGAACAGAAGCAUGGGUGUAAAGCCCACCCAGCAUAAUGAGGUAUAUCAUGAAAACCAUGAUGAUGAUUAUCAGAUGUAGUCUGCAGAAGAUUUCAGAUUGUUUGGUCAGACAAUAGAAGUAUCUAGUGCAAUGAAGGCAGUGCACUUUGCACUAAUCUGAUGUGAAGAAUUGUUCACCUGUGUGACCAGAUAGCCAUCGCUCCAGGCUGAUUCAUAAAGCUGUUAAAUAAGAUGCCUCAUUUUUUUUUUGUAUUUUAAGGUAACAGGAGGACCCUUCUUUUUAUUUUAUUUUGAUGAUGCUUUUGCUGUAAAAUUUUAAAUACCUAAGAGUAUGAAUUUUACCAAAACAAAAUUAGUCACCUCUCUUCUCAAGUGCACAUUUGCUUUGUAUACAAACUCUUUGGGAGUGAAAAGUUGUCUCAAGUACUGACAAAAUAGAUUGCAGUGAAUGAUCUGUCACUGGAGACUUAUUUCAUAAGGCCAACACCAACAUUAAGGCCUUCGUGAUUCCCUCCAUUAAGUCAUUGAAGCGUAACUGUAAGUUAAAUCAUAGUUUGACUUAUUCUCAAUUUGGCCAUAAAGGGAAAGAAGGAAUUAAGAGGAAAGGAAUUUGAUGUACCAAAUUAAAAUUGCAAUACAUUGUCAUUCAUUUCAUUGGCCUAGUUUUUCUAUAUUUACUAGGAAUGUAAGUCAUUGCAUAAUGUCCUCUGAUUUUACUCAGUUGCAACAGAUGUUUGUAUUCACCUUUCACUCAACUUCCUGAUCUCUCUCUUAAAUCUCUUUAACACUAAUAUGCUUUUCACACUGCACUUUUUGUCCUAAAUUGGUGGGGCUAAGGGGGGGGGUCUUAGCCCCACCAGUUUCC
Messenger RNA from Lytechinus variegatus (green sea urchin), 1874 nucleotides. Its product is annotated as nicolin-1-like. The coding region runs from base 260 to 946 and encodes 228 amino acids. The transcript has 7 exons. Gene Ontology annotation, cellular component: nucleoplasm. The record is from RefSeq and is a predicted model, not a curated record. NCBI's taxonomy places the organism in Eukaryota, Metazoa, Echinodermata, Echinoidea, Temnopleuroida, Toxopneustidae.